Solanum pennellii is the source of this 861-nucleotide messenger RNA. RefSeq lists its product as uncharacterized. Lineage: Eukaryota; Viridiplantae; Streptophyta; Magnoliopsida; Solanales; Solanaceae. The coding region runs from base 1 to 861 and encodes 286 amino acids. The record is from RefSeq and is a predicted model, not a curated record. Gene Ontology annotation, biological process: DNA integration. Gene Ontology annotation, molecular function: nucleic acid binding. The transcript is spliced from 2 exons.
AUGGAGCAUGAUUGUUGCAAGUUUGUGCAAAAAUGUCAUAAUUGUCAAGUGCAUGGUGAUUUGAAUCGAGUGCCGCCGCACAAACUCAAUGCUAUGAGUUUUCCUUGGCAAUUUGUAGCUUGGGGCAUGGAUAGCAUCGGUCCAAUAGAGCCAUCCACCUCUAACGAACACAGAUUUAUUUUGGUUACCAUUGACUACUUCACCAAGUGGGUUGAAGUAUUGUCUUACAUUUCAAUGACCAAGAAAGUUAUAGCUGAUUUUGUUCACAAUAAUCUGAUAUGCAAGUUUGAAGUGCCAGAAUCUAUCGUUACUGAUAAUGGUGCAAAUCUCAACAAUCACUUGGUGAGAGGUAUACGUAAGCAAUUCAGUAUUACUCAUCAAAACUCAACCGCUUAUCACCCUCAAAUGAAUGAAACUGUAGAGGCUACCAAUAAGAACGUCAAGAAGAUUCUGAGGAAAAUGAUUGACAAGUACCGAGUAUAUGGAAUGAAAGCAUUCAUACCUGCUGAAGUUAAAAUACCAUCCUUAAGAAUCAUUCAAGAAGCUGAGUUGAGCAAUGUUGAAUGGGUCAGUAGGCGCAUUGACCAGUUAACUGUGAUUGAUGAGAAAAUAAUAGUUUCUGUUUGUCAUAGUCAACUAUAUCGACAAAAAAUGAUUCGUGCUUUCCACGAGAGGGUCAGAGCCAGAAUAUUUGAAAUUGGUCAAUUGAUACUUAAGCGCAUUUUUCUUCAUCAGGAUGAGUACAAAGGGAAAUUGAAGACAAAUUGGCAAGGACCUUAUAUGGUUCGCAAAGUAUUAUUUGGAGGUGCUUUGAUCCUGUCAGAUGUGGAUGACAUCGCAUGGCCGAAACCGAUCAACUGA